GGAGAUUUAUAAUUUGCAGGUAGAGGAAGAGGUGACUUCAGUAAUCCUCAAGGCGUAUGCUGUACAACGGAUGGACAUAUUAUAAUAGCAGAUAGUAAUAAUCAAUGCGUUCAGGUUUUUGACUCAACAACAGGAGAAUUUCAUCUGAGAUUUGGAUCAAGAGGUCGAGCUCCUGGUGAAAUGCAAAGACCUACGGGCGUAACUACUCUUCCUAAUGGGAACUAUGCUGUAGCGGAUUAUGAGAACAAAUGGAUUAGCAUUCAUGAUCCAAAAGGAAAAUAUGUCUCUCGAAUAGGAAUUGGAAAACUCUUAGGUCCCAAAGGAGUAACAGUAAAUAAAAAUGGACACAUUAUAGUUGUGGAUAACAAAGGUAAUAACGUGCUGGUUUUUCGGGAGAAUGGAAAAGUUCUUCACAAAUUUGGUAGUCGUCCUUCAGAUCCUGGCAGGUUUACAGGUCCGCACUAUGCAGCUGUCAAUAGUAAAAAUCAAAUUGUUGUCUCUGAUUUUCAUGGCCAUUGUAUAAAGAUUUUUGAUGCUGAAGGUAGUUUUCUAACUUCUUUUGGAUCCAACGGAGAGGGAAAUGGUCAGUUUAAUGCACCUACGGGAGUAACCAUUGAUGAUCAGGACAACAUUAUUGUUGCUGAUUGGGGAAACUGUCGUAUUCAAGUGUUCGACAUAAAUGGCUCAUUCCUCUCAUUUAUAAAUACUUUUGGAGAUCCACUUUAUGGUCCUCAAGGCUUAGCUAUGACAUCAGAUGGUCAUGUUGUAGUCUCUGAUUCUGGAAAUCAUUGUUUUAAAAUUUAUAAAUACUUACAAUAACUUUAUUGUGAAUUUCAUUUGAAUUAGAAUAAAUAAAAUAAAAAAUUCUAAAAUUUUUUUUUAAUUCA
Parasteatoda tepidariorum (common house spider) is the source of this 887-nucleotide messenger RNA. The record is from RefSeq and is a predicted model, not a curated record. NCBI's taxonomy places the organism in Eukaryota, Metazoa, Arthropoda, Arachnida, Araneae, Theridiidae.